UUGACACUUCUACAGGAAUAAGAUGGGUUCUCCAGACCCACAGCCCCGUUUUGGACAGUCCGUUAAAGGUUUAUUGUCUGAGAAAGUGGGUUCUUGCAGUGGGGACGUGAUAGCCCUCACUCGCCAAGUUCUAAAGGGGUCCCGCAGCCAAGAGCUUCUUGGUCAGGCAGCACGGAACAUGGUACUGCAAGAAGAUGCAAUACUGCAUUCUGAGGAUAGUCUAAGGAAAAUGUCUAUUUUAACCACCCACUUGCAAUAUCAGCAGGAAGCUAUACAUAAAAAUGUGGAACACUCCAGAAAUCUUCAGAGCCAACUUCAACACUUGCUGAAAUAAAUACAAAGUUGGGAUUGGAAUCCCAUCCCAGGUGGAUUGUCUUUUACCUGCACUUCUUAAGUAGAUAUAUCCAGUUGUAUAACUGGAUUCUACAUAAAAAACAUAAUUUAACAUAAAUGUUAUGCAAUAUAAAUGUAUCUUGUUGGUGGCUACUCUGAAACACUUGAGUUUCCGGAUCUUGACAUUGUUGAGGAAAUGUUUUUUAUUGUGAUAUUGUUGUUUUAAUGUUGUAUUGUUUUAAUGUGUUUUAUUGUUUCUUUUUUUUAAUGUAGACAUAUUUUCUGUAAAGCUUCAUCAAUGUUUGAAAUCACAUGGGUUCCACAUUUUGGCAAGAUGACUUUGGAGUAAUUAAGGUAAUUUGGGGUAAAAACACCAUCUUUCUAGCCUUGUAUAUAAAUGUACUGUACUGUACCCUAACUGGUCCGACACUCCUACCCAGUAAAAAAGACCAAACAACAAAAAAAGUGGGAGGUUCAGUGAUACUUUAUUGCAUGAAUCUGAAAUGUUUGUUUAUGAAUUACUGUAUCUACUUUGCUACCAUUUGUGAAAUGGAGUUUCACUGCCUGAGAAAUAGAAGGGUUUAGAUUGUGGUUCUACGUUGUCAUGGUUUUGUCUCUACAAACACAAGCAGACUUGCCUUCUUUUGCCUUGCCUAUCUAUCUUUUAACUUUAUGCUGCAAUCUUCCAAUUAUCUGUUACCUUUGUGUUUCAUUCAUGAAAUUUUGCAGUGCACCCAAUGUACAAGCUUUGUUUUCGAGUGUGAAAUAAAGUUGCGUAAUUUAA
This is a messenger RNA of Conger conger (European conger), 1117 nucleotides long. RefSeq names its product BLOC-1-related complex subunit 7-like. Gene Ontology annotation, cellular component: BORC complex. Lineage: Eukaryota; Metazoa; Chordata; Actinopteri; Anguilliformes; Congridae. Bases 23 to 334 code for a protein of 103 amino acids. The record is from RefSeq and is a predicted model, not a curated record. The transcript has 5 exons.